AUGUCUGACACAUCCGAUCCGAUACCGUCACUCAUCAUGAACUCCGAGUCUCCUUCCACGGAGACUGUGGAUACAGGGGACAUUUCCCCUGAACGGCUUCCGCGGGGGGAGAUGCCCAGGAAGCCGCCGGUGUCCAUGUUCAACGUCUCAAAUCAUGUCACUGUCGCCACAUCGACUGAAGAAAGCUCUCGAGAAUCUUCAGUCUCCCGCAACGCCAUCGUCAACAAUGCAUUUCCCCCAAAUGAACUCGAUGAAAAUCGUGUUUCAUUGAACUCAUUCGACUCCGACCUUUCCUUUUCAUCCUCUAUCACCCAAGAAGAGGCAAAGUUGCGGUGGGACUCGGAGGAAGAGCUCCAGAAAGUCUCCAAACAUCUGCUCCGGACUCAAAAAUGGUGUCUCAUUCUGGGUUUGGUUAUCAUCAACGGCGGGCUGAUCUAUGCCGCCGUGACAGUCCACCAACUGUACUACCUCUUCCUCGUUCUUCUUAGCUCAAACACCACACUUCAAGCCCUUAUGAUGAUUUGCAUCAUCACGAAUACCAUCUUGAGGCGCUGUCUGCCUUGUUGGUUUGCUAGAAAAGAACGUACCCCCCCUGAUCCCGAGAGGCUGGUGCUGCUGCUGCCCUGCUACAAUGAAACCCGCGAUGAGUUGACCCGGUCCCUUGACUCUCUCGUGGACCAAAAGGAGAUUGAUAACCACCCCAAGAUCAUCUUCAUCAUCGUUGACGGUAAUGCUCGUGGCCCAGGCAUGGAGAAAACCACGCAGGAGUACCUGCUCGAGGACAUUCUGGGUGAAGGUCAGUUCCGCCGCUUUGACAAUGGUUACCGUGCCCGAGAUGGUCUUUUCAUGCCGGUCAAUGUCCAAUAUGGCUACUACAAGGGUCUGCCGUAUGUCUUUGUUGGCAAGAGCUACAACCAGGGCAAACGUGACAGCUUGUGCUUCGUCCGUUCGUUCUUGUAUCACUUCAAGAGGCGCUCUGCGAACAUGGUGACCAUGUUCAACAAGACUCUGUACGAUUACAUUGGCACUAUUUUCGUUCAGCAUGGCAUGGACACGGUCGACUACCUCGUUGGCAUGGAUGCCGACACCGUCUUUGAUGAGUUCUGCAUCAUUGAGAUGCUCCGCGAGAUCCGUUCGAACGACAGACUGGUUGGUGUUUGCGGUCACGUCUGCGUCGACUUUGAUGGCAAGCCAUUCAAUCCAUGGGCUCUCUAUCAGUCGGUCGAGUACUCGCAGACCCAAGGCCUGCGACGCAUGUUCCAGUCUCGCAUCACGGGCAAGGUCAACUGCUUGCCCGGCUGCUGUCAGCUGAUCCGCGUUGAUGAGUCGACGUUUGGCGACGAGGUUCUUCGUGAGCGCUUUGGAUACUGUCCCAAGCCCAACGACACAAUGACGUUGCACAUCCUGGGCAACUAUUCCGAGGAUAGUAUCCAUGCGGCCAUCAUCUUCAGCCUUUUCCCCAAGAAGCGGACUGCCCAGGCCCUACGUGCCAAGGCAUUCACCAUUGUGCCGACCAACCUCAAGGUGUUCCUGUCACAGCGCAAGCGCUGGGCCCUUGGUAGCAUCUCAAAUGAGUUUGUCAUGCUGUUCAGGAAGGGUAUUAUCUUCCCAGAGAGGAUACAAAGCUUCGUAGCCGUAAUGACAUGGGCCAUUACGCCUUUCAUCGUGUUCGCCGUCGCUGAGCUCAUUAAGCUGCUCAUCACGGACGGCCGUGUGCUAUUGCGUAACCCUGUCUUUCUCGGCCUCCUCUCUGUUUUGGCUUCUCGUUACGUCUACUCGUUCUGCGUUGGCUUCUGGCUUCCCCGAAAUUGGACGGAACGUGGCCAGUAUUUUGUUGGUUACUUCCUCCAUCUCCUAGUCUCGCCUUUCGCAAAUAUCAUCAUCAUGGGUUACUCUCUCUUCAACUCGGAUGAUUUCAAGUGGGGAAAGACCAGAGAAGUGAUUCAAAGCGAUGAGGACGCCGCUGAGAAGGGAGCGGGUGGGGUUAGAGACGCUGUUUGA
Molecule: messenger RNA, 2001 nt
Organism: Trichoderma breve
Lineage: Eukaryota; Fungi; Ascomycota; Sordariomycetes; Hypocreales; Hypocreaceae
Product: chitin synthase domain-containing protein
Exons: 3
Coding region: 1-2001 (666 amino acids)
Cellular component (GO): cell periphery; cell septum
Molecular function (GO): chitin synthase activity
Source: RefSeq, a predicted model, not a curated record